This is a messenger RNA of Oreochromis niloticus (Nile tilapia), 5591 nucleotides long. RefSeq lists its product as uncharacterized. NCBI's taxonomy places the organism in Eukaryota, Metazoa, Chordata, Actinopteri, Cichliformes, Cichlidae. The coding region runs from base 802 to 4962 and encodes 1386 amino acids. The record is from RefSeq and is a predicted model, not a curated record. The transcript has 5 exons.
UGUGCUUCAUCCACAUGCCCUUCCCGUAGGUGGCGCUAAUGCGCAUGUCAGUCGGUUUUCCAGUCGCCAUUAACGUCCGAAGAAAACGUAAAGAAACGGAAGAAGAAGGUUUAGAGGGAAAACAAUUCUGACCAAGAUGUAAGAACUUAUUUGCCGUGGUACGUAAGUUUGCUGGUAGCAAGCAUUAUCAUUGAAUUUGAUCUUUCAUCCGUUGCACUGUUUUGUGUGCACGCUUCAAAGACGAUGAGAAUUGCAUUGUGAAAAAUGUGACAAGAGGAGUGCUUAACUGAAGUCAUCGUUUGAAAGACUGCUCUUCAGGCAAUACUUUCUGAAUGUCCCAACAGCCAAGGAAGUCUCAGUGCUCCAGGACCUCAGGACAGCCUGGUUCACCUGACAAUUGGAACUCAAAUCAGGGUAGCCUUUGUGCAUCUUGAAAAAUCUGAAGUGACUUGUUGUCAAGAAAGCAGUGCACAAUCCCCCCAAAAUUCCAUGGAAUCCACUGUCUACAAAAAUCACAAUUGUGCACUGAAUUACAGCACCCCAAACCCAAGGAUUUUGCAUUUAGUUUGUAUAGCAGUGACGAUCAAACAAAAAGAAAUACUGGCUUGAGUUCAUCAGCACAUGUCCUUGUUUAACACAAAUGAAUAUCCUCUCUUGAGAACUUCAUAAGACAUCCUUCUGGCAAAAGUGGACAGCUUGUGGAAUUUUCCACUGAGACUUUAACUUCACAUUUCCUAAAAGUUUCUAAUAUACAAUGCUGGGCUGAAGCAAGGGCCGCUCCACUUCAUAGAGAGAUCCCAAAUGUUUUCUUUACAAGAUCAAUCUUCUUCUGUACAUGAGAACAAGGCCUCCACAUCAUCCCCAGUAAUUUGCAUCUCGCCCAAAGAGAAAUCUGCUCAUUUCAAAUCUUCCAAGACUGAACCUAAUGUCGAUGAUUUUUCAGAGGAAAAAUGUUCUGAGAAUCAGGAAGUGGGAAGUUCCCUCCCCCAAGUUUGUGGACAGAAGAAACAAAUCGUAGAUCAUUCAGAAGGAAAUGUUUCCACCCCUUCUCAGCAGCUCUCCCCUUCUUCUCUCAGGAAUCAGCCAGCCGAAGGUGAAGUCUUGGAAGCUAAAAAAACCAAAGGGAUGACAAAUGAUGAACUUAAUGACUAUAUCGAGGAGGAGGUUGCGUUAGUAUGGUUGAAUAUAAGAAUGGAGGAUUAUACCGAGCGGCAAAGAUUCAGCCCUGUUCUUACUGAGCAGUGCACUACUUCAACCGGACAAGAAGAUGAAGUGAAGGAAAGCAAAGGAACUGAGUUAUCUCCCACGCCUAAAGAGAAAUGUGAUACAUUUGCAUCAGAGAAACAUGUAGCAGAUUAUCAACAUGUCAUCUCGGAGGUUGCUCCCACUUACAUAAAUAAUGAAGCAGAGCAUCCAGUGAUUGUGUCAGCAGUUUCUGGAGUCACCGUGCCAGAAGAGACUGAGAAGUACCCAGGAUUAAUGGUCAGCUGCAGUUCCUCACAAGGAGAGCGGGAAAGACUCAAAGAAACCGAAGGCACUGGAGAUCAAGAUGAAAAUGUAAACAAACAAAAGAAGACUGAAGACCAAGAGUAUUACCAUGUUGAAUAUAAGGACGCAGCUGCACUUUCCAGCCUAGAUUCAAUAACUGUUAAAACUGACUAUACACAAUUAGUCUCUGUGGGGGAGCAAUCGGUGUGCAGCCAAACAAGUUAUUAUAAUGUGGAGAAGGAUGCAACUGGUGUGUGUCUACAAGCAGGUUUAAGCAUAUCUAUUCCUUUGAAUAAAGUCAACAAAAGCACCCCUCCAUCUAGACCUGAAGGUGUGGAUACAUUCUUUGCUGCAGGUAGAAAUGAUCCAGAAUAUCAACAGAGUUCAGUCACUGAAGAAUUAUCAAAGCCGGGCAUGCAUCUUUUAAACACAAACCAAGAGGAAGUAAGGUUUGAGGAACCUUUAUAUGAAGAUAUAAGUGAAGAUGAGAAUCCAGAAGUUGAUAAAAAUGAUGAGGAGCUGCCUUCACCUUCAUGUGAAGUGUCUGAAGCCAGCAUUACGCAGUCUGGAGGUGUGCAGAGUCAGGCCAAGAUUCCAAAGAACCAAACACUUGGCAUAGCACAACAUUGCUCUUGUCCAUGUUUUGUUGAAACGGAGGAUGGGUUUGAACGUUUAUUAUGUCCUAAAUGUGACAGUGAGAAACAUUUAAAUUGGCAAGCAAGCUGCUCUUUGAGCCCCCUUUCUGAUGCACAAGACCAAGAGGAGACUGAUGAGGACGAUGAUUGGCUAGUUAUGCCUAUUAGCGUGUUAGAUGUUAAAUGGGAACCAGCAGAUGAAGGCCAGGCUGACCCAGAAACUGUUUCACAGCAUGAUGGUGAGCAUGAAGACCAGGUGAAACAAAGUGACCCAAAUCCAGCUGUCUGUGAGGUACCCAGAUCUGUUCCAAACCAUGUACCAGCUUCUGCUUUUUCUAUGAUGGAGGUUUUUGACACACCUUCUCAUCUAGCAAAAGUCAUACAAUCUAGAGAGACAAUGCAACAAUCCUUCAUGGUGCCUUCUUCCUGGGGCACAACUGAGACAAAAGCUCAUAGACCGCAAAAUAGGGAAUCACAUAGUGAUCCUGAUGACAGUUGUGAAACUGAAGAUAGUUCUGAUUACUCUUCUGAUUCAGGACGUAACUAUCUGACAGUGUCCAAACAGUUGUUAAAUAACCUGUCAGUGCCUGCAUCAGCAGAGAAAAAUGACUCUGAUUCUGAAAAAGAAAAUGAAGACCAUGAGAUGACAAAUUUACAACAAAGUCAAACGGGGGACAGAAGCAAGCCUUCAGAAAAGGAUGACAUCAUCAACCUUGAUUCUGACACAGAGGAUGAAGGUGUCCAAAGCUGUCCAGAGACAAAAACAAAGAGAUUGUUCUCUGUGUGCAUAGAGAACAGUGGAGCUGCCAGCCUUAAUCAACUGAAGAAACCUUCUCCUGAAACUGUUGAUGGUCAGUGCAGAACUGUGAAAGGAAACUGUCAAACCAAUGGACUUAAAUCUACAUUAUCCAGAUGUUGUAACAAAGUGAUCCAGAGUGGGAACUCUGACCUUUCACAAAGGACAGAAAAGUGUAAUAAUGCUGGAUCUCACCAUGGUAUAAAAGUGCAAAACAUUUCAGAUGACCCAAGUGUUAUAGUAAUAUUUGACAGUGAUGAUGAAGAAAAACAAAGCAACAGACAGGUAAAGAGGAAAGGUGUAUUCUCUGAGCCAGCGAGUGGAGGCAGUACUUCAUGUGGAGAACAAGUGAGGGAUAUUGAAAAGAAUAGAAGUCCUAAAGCAAACAACAGAGAGCCGAGUAUGCCUUGUGCAGAUUCACCAAAGUCACAGCAUCAGCCCAAACCUCAGCAAACACAGAUAAAAGAAAAGAAACAGGAUGUAACCUUUAGCCAAUCAAAUAGUAUAAAGAAGAGAAAACUGAUUAAAGUUAAAAUGACUCCUGAGCGUGUUCAACAAAACAACAACAAACAGACUACUUCAAAAAUCGUGGAACAACAUCGUGAUGAUGCACAAAAUAGUCUUUGUGCCAGCCAAAACACCCAAAUGAAUUUAUCAUCAAAGAAGCGCUCUGAGAGGCAGUCUGUGGACACGGAGGUAGACAUCACUAAAGCUCACCAUCACCACGUUCAACAAAAGGCGCAAAGGCAAACCUCAGAAACGGUGCAAAGAGAAGUAGAAAAACACCUUAACAAAGAGGAAAGAGAGACUAGAGUUCUCUCGUCAGAAACGGAGGACAGCGACGAUACCUUGAUUUAUAUACAAACCAGUCCACCGUUCAUGGACUGCCCACGCAAGAACCCCCAAUCUGCAGACAGGGGCAUGGGCUCCAUCUGCCAUCAGCAUGUUGAACAAAAGGCCAGUGGACAUAUGACAUCAAACACAAUGGACAGGAAGGUUGAACGAGACCUGAAGAAGCAGAGGAGAAAGACUGGAGUUAUCUCGUCUCAAACUGAGGACAGCGAUGAUACCUUAAUUUAUGCACAAGCUAGUCCAUCCUGUUCUGAUAGCGAGGAUGACUCCACUAUGACUCCUGUGAUUCCUCGCUUUGUUGUUCAGAAGUCUUCUCCGCCUAGUGAGUCCUUUAAACUUCUAAAACAGUCUACAGUCCAAAGGCGAGGCAAAAAUGAAUCCCAGGCGACUCCAGAGACCCAUACAGAAACCAGCAAGACUGACUCUAAAAAGAAGAAACAACAAGGGGCUGAAGGAAAGCUUGUAUCCAAACCAAAGCCUAUAAGUGACGCACACCAUACAGAACCAUUCUCUAGGUCUGCCCAUAGCUCAUCUAGUUCCAGGCAAUGCUCGUCCUCAUCCAAACUACAGCGAACUCACUCUGACAGAAACGCUUCAACAUUAAAUCGGUCUCGCACUCCUACAAAGGGCCCGCCAUCUUCCACAUCCAUGCAGUCAUCAGCAAAGGAACAAGUGUUCAGUGACUGGCGAAAAAGCUUUGUGCCAACCAGGAGAGACCGAAAGAGUAGUCUGGAGAGUAACCUGAGAGCAAGGAACAAUUACGAGUCGCUAAGGGAAGCCAGAGCUGGACCAAGUCAACGUGACAAGCCACACAAACGGAGACACAGCUCCUCUGAGUCUGUACCUCCUCUGAUGAAGAGGCCCAAGGAUGAAGCCAUACAGAUAACGAGGGCCAGACAUCAGGACGCUCCAUUAGAGCAAAGAUAUCCUGUGAGCAAAGGCUACAAGUGGAAGAAUGAAACAAGCUUCAUGGCCAACAAAAGUCAAAGCAAUGCAGUGUGUACACGUAUGACCAGGUUUUCUGAGGUGUGUCCUGUGUUUCACUGUGUGCAGACCAGGGGAAAGGUACAGCUCCUCUCCGAGACCUCACCACUGAAGGGGAAAAACGCUCUGCCAAAGAGGCUUUCUGUUGUUUUUGUUAUGACUUGUUCUGUGUUUGAUUUAAUAAAGCACUUGUGUAAAACAAAGUGACAUUACAUACAAAACUAUAAAAUGUUCAGCAUUUUAUGUGUUGUACUUGCUAUAUUAUAUACACUCAAAAAAUACAGGAACACUGAAGUCACACACCAGACAAUCUUGAAAAUUAAAGUUGGAAAUGGGAUGGAAACUAAAGUCAUCAACGUUUUGAUGGGUCCAUUCUCAUUCUAAGCAAAAACUGACUUGUUCACUUAUUUUCUGAGCAGUAUACAAACAUUAUUCUUUGUUUUCUUUGGAAACAGAAGUGCCUGUAUGAAAACCCAACAUGCAGCUGUUUACUGGUUUUGCUCUGAAUACUGUUCAUACUUGAAUCUUUGUAAAUAGUUUGUUGUAUUUUUGACCUAUUCAUUUAUAAGUUUUUUUUCUUACUCGGAAAAUUCUAUGCACCACUUAAAAUAGCUGUGUAUUUAAAAAAAAAAGCAACCUUAUUACAAGACGUAUUAAUAGAUUCUCAAUUGUUUGCCUUCUGAAUGUGUUUCACUGGAUUUUAAAUGCAGUAUUAUGCUCCCUCUGUUUAAGUGAUGUUCCCCAGUGCCUAUCUGAGUCCUAAACCCAUCAGAAGGUUUCAAACCGCUGACAGGUGAAAUGAAUAAAAGUUGUUACAAUGUUCUACUAGAAAAACA